Messenger RNA from Dichomitus squalens LYAD-421 SS1, 578 nucleotides. RefSeq lists its product as uncharacterized. The record is from RefSeq and is a predicted model, not a curated record. The transcript is spliced from 3 exons. NCBI's taxonomy places the organism in Eukaryota, Fungi, Basidiomycota, Agaricomycetes, Polyporales, Polyporaceae. The coding region runs from base 191 to 577 and encodes 128 amino acids.
CGUUGAUCUAUUGGAGGGACAUCACGAUUGAAUGAGUCGUAACAAUGGUAUCACUUGGGACGUCCUGUGAACGAUCUCUUGCCGCCCAGAUUUUGCGAGAGUAGUUAGGAGGCCCACGGUCCGUGCCUACGCUUGGGAUGAUCAUAGCGAAUGCAUCUUCCAGACUCGCUGCCUGAUUGCAACGCUCGACAUGCUCAUCAACCUUCGCUCCUUCAGCUGGGAUGGCGAACGUCCUUCCCUCUCAUGCUCAAUACUCCAAGCGUUGUUUUCAGCUUCUGGGAAGACCUUGAAAGAGUUUUCUAUGACCACGUUAUCCGCACAAAUAGGAAGGGAAGGCAUCCCCUUGACCUCCACCCCGACGCGCCUUCAUACUUUGUUCAUCUCCCACGCGGGAAUUGGAGCUGACAUGCUCUCAAUUGAUGAACAGGCGGUGAACUCUAUGGCUAGGAUACUUGAAGCGAAUGCACACACCCUCGUUCGACUCACCAUUCUCAGCGACAUCCUCUGGCUCUGCUCCGUACCUUCUUUCGUCGGGCUGCGGGAGCUCGGAUUUGUGUUCACCGAAAAUUUCGACUAAC